Molecule: messenger RNA, 225 nt
Organism: Iphiclides podalirius (scarce swallowtail)
Lineage: Eukaryota; Metazoa; Arthropoda; Insecta; Lepidoptera; Papilionidae
Source: the annotation of a GenBank genome assembly
AUGGAUCCUAAAGACGAUUCUGAGGUGCCUGUCGCUGCUCCGGAGGGAGAGCGGAGCGCCUUGAGCUCAAGCUCAUCGCAGAGUAGUGCUUCCUCAUCUUCGGGAGAUGAGGAGGGCAUUGCUUCACCGCCACCGAACAAGCGGUCAAAAUGCAGCAGGUCGAAGCAAGUCGUGACGUGUUCGGACCCGCGCAUGGACACGCUCAUACAUCAAGUGAAGUUAAAU